AUGUUAGAGAAACUUCAAAAGAAAUGUCAUACAACAGAGAAGAGUCAUUAUAUAGAGAAAGCUCAUAUAGAAACGAAAAGUUUAUUAAAAGAGAUAGAAGUUGAACUUUACGUGUUCCUAUUUCAUUGA
Messenger RNA from Funneliformis caledonium, 129 nucleotides. Lineage: Eukaryota; Fungi; Glomeromycota; Glomeromycetes; Glomerales; Glomeraceae. The record is from the annotation of a GenBank genome assembly.